Molecule: messenger RNA, 1290 nt
Organism: Cornus florida
Lineage: Eukaryota; Viridiplantae; Streptophyta; Magnoliopsida; Cornales; Cornaceae
Exons: 4
Coding region: 1-1290 (429 amino acids)
Source: RefSeq, a predicted model, not a curated record
AUGCAAGCCACUUGGGAAGGUGACGACUCAAAUGGCUUCGAAAGUGAUAAUGAAAAGGCAAUCCUUUGCCUCAUGGCAAAUAGGGAUGAGGAUGGUUUCAAAAUCUCCACAUCUUCCAAGGACAAAUGGUUUCUAGAUAGCGGAUGUUUAAGACACAUGACGGGUGACCGCACAAAAUUCUCCUCUCUAAAAGCAUACAAAGGAGGAAGCAUAACAUUUGGAAACUACUCUAAAGGCAAGGAUAAUCUAGGAAAGUUUGAUGCUAAAUCCGAUGAAAGCAUUUUUCUUGGAUAUUCCUCUAGAAGUAAAGCAUAUAGAGUUUACGAUAAGAGGACCUUAGUUGUGGUUGAAUCCAUACAUGUUGUGUUUGAUGAAUCCCCAACCUCUCCCCCAAAAAGUGUGAUGGACAAUGAUGAAGAAGUUAAACUUGAAAAGGGUACCAAUGAACUUAAUACAAAUAGGUCCCUUAUAGAGAUUGAGAAAAGUAUCAAUGACCUCAACAUAAAUGAGUCUCCUAUUGAUAUCUAUCAAAGUUCCAAUUCAAAUGAUGAUACCUCUCAAAAUAUAACUACUUCAAAUCAAUGGAAGUUAGUUCAUAAUCAUCCCAUUGACCGAGUUAUUGGUGAUCCAUCCAAAGGUGUUAGUACACAGUCACAAUUAAGAAAUUUAUGCAAUUUUGUGGCAUUCGUUUCUCAAUUUGAACCUAAAAAUAUUUAUGAGACUGAAAAUGAUGAAUCUUGGCUCUUGGAUGAGUUGGGAACUAUUGUUAGGAACAAGGCUAGACUUGUUGCAAAAGGCUAUAACCAAGAAGAAGGAUUUACGGAUGCGGAUUUUGCCGGUUGUAAAGUUGAUAGAAAAAGUACAAGCGGUGCUUGUCACCUUAUAGGACAGUCCCUUAUAUCUUGGUCAUGCAAGAAACAAAAUUUAGUCACAUUAUCCACUGCUGAAGCUGAAUAUAUUGCUGCUGGUAGCUGUUGUGCACAAAUCCUAUAUAUCAAACAACAGCUUGAAGACUUUGGGUUGUUCUUCAACAAAAUCCCUAUCAGAUGUGAUAAUACCAGUGCUAUUUGCAUAUCAAAGAAUCCCAUUCAGCAUUCCAAAACAAAGCAUAUAGAGAUUCGAUAUCAUUUCUUAAGGGAUCAUGUAUCUAAAGGUGAUAUUGAAUUAAUGUUCAUCAACACCGAGAAUCAAUUGGCUGACAUUCUCACGAAACCACUUCAAGAAGAUAGGUUUUGCACACUUCGAAGAGAAAUCGGAAUGGCUAUAGAAAGAGAGAUUCAUGAUCACUAA